Messenger RNA from Hemiscyllium ocellatum (epaulette shark), 1907 nucleotides. It is a transcript of the gene dgcr6, whose product is annotated as DiGeorge syndrome critical region gene 6. NCBI's taxonomy places the organism in Eukaryota, Metazoa, Chordata, Chondrichthyes, Orectolobiformes, Hemiscylliidae. The record is from RefSeq and is a predicted model, not a curated record. Bases 279 to 884 code for a protein of 201 amino acids. The transcript has 6 exons.
GCCACACCCAAGAUGGCGGAAGUAGCGAGGCGAGGGGAGAGACAGACGGUUAAAUCCGUUAGGAUUGCGGCCCGACACAGGGUGUCCUUCCAAAUAUCUCUGGCGUAUAUCGAUUAGCUGCGGGUUUUCAAACCAAAAACAAAUUCUGACUUUGACACAAUCAAUGUGACUUCUGUUGAGCGAUGUUCUCCUUUGUGUGAAAGCGGAAAGUAUUCACUUUGUGGAAUGGUAUUCCUAUUUGAAAGAAACUAGUAUCUUACUGCUGGGAUGAUUUCCUCAUGAAACAUCUGAAGAUGAACAAAACUGUAGAAGUAUAUAAAGAGUCAGCAGAUAUUGCUAAGCAGCAGGAACAGCAUUAUCAUCUUCUCUCUCAGCUGCAGAGCCUGGUCAAAGACCUAUCAAGCUCAUGCCAGCAGCGAUUAUCCUACGAUACAUUAAGUAAUCUGGCCUUGGCUUUGAUUGAUGGCACUGUCUUUGAGAUUGUACAGGGUUUGCUCGAGAUUCAGCACCUGACUGAGAAAAAUCUCUACAACCAGCGUCUAAAACUGCACAGUGAGCACAGAGCGCUUAAACAGGAGUUGCUGAAAAAACACAAGGAGGCACUACAGAGCUGCAAGACCCACAACAUGGCAGUGCUCCGUGCAGCACAGCAAAGGGAACUGGAGGCUUUGGAGCAGAGAGUUAAGGAUGAGCAAAGGAUGAUGGAUGAGAAGAUAGUCUUGGAGCUGGAUCAGAAAGUGAUUGACCAGCAAAACACCCUGGAGAAGGCUGGUGUUCCAGGAUUCUACAUUACUACAAACCCUCAGGAACUGACCUUACAGAUGAAUUUGUUGGAACUGAUCUUAAAAAUGCAGCAGAAAGUAUGUGAAUCGGGGAGUUGCUGAUGUAGUAUGUCAUUGGAUUUAAAUCCAAAGUGGUCAAGCUCAUCUAAUAAACAUCCAGCAACCCCUAGAUUUGAAAUGACAAGCCAGAACAAUCGAUACUAAAGGUUUGCUAAAUGCUAUUUAUACAGGAACUCCUGACUCUAACUCUGGUUAUAUGAUAAGAUGUCUGUAAAUUUCAACUUGUAUUCAGAUGCCAAAUCAUUAUACAUUACAUGUGCACAAGGAGAGGAAUAUAAAACACAUUGCAGUUGUACUCCUCUAUUUUGGUUCAAAUGCUCCAAAUUAAAUCUGCUCACCUUUUGACACUCGGGUUUUUGGAAAGUGAAUUGUUUAAUUGGUACCAUCUACUUGCAGAGCUUCCUGUAAUAUUACCAUGUUUAUCCUGGAAUGUGACUGAGUGGUAAAACUGAUACUGGUAUCAAAGAACAUCUUUUAUGCAAUUUAUUUUUGUUGCGCAAGUUGACAUAAAGGAAUCAUGUGAAUUAGUGUAACCGAACUGUGCACGUUGUAUAAGCAGAAAAUCUUGCGAAAGGAAAGCAAAUGCAAGAAAAUGAAAUGCUGAUGUGUGAGAGGCUGCAGUUUCCACUUUCAGUAGCUUAUUUUUGUUAUGGUGGAUUCACAGAGAAAUUGUGAUCUUUGCUUAAAAAGCUUGAAUAUUGAUAUCAAUGUUACACACUUAGCGGAUGGGAAUCUUUUGCUUUCAGUUGGCAUUAACUUGAUAUACUUGAAAUGGAGUAAGUGUCUCAAUGCUAUGUGAAAUAAUCUAUUUAUACAUCUAGAUAAUGACCUGUAAUAUAGUGGGGACGAUUGCAUAAAAUUCCUACAGGCAAGUCUGACUAGCUUACCAAGGUUGUUUAUUCAGCUACUACACUCAUUUAACUUGUUCAGUUUAAAUUGGGAAAGCAUUUUGGCUCAUCAGUGUUAUAUAUUUUUAACUUGGUUUGUUUUUGAUUUGUAUGAUUCUCAAAGUUUUCAAUAAAUUGAACACUUUUUUCUCGAUGAAUAAAACAUUUUUUAAAAUCA